GCACCCGGCCGCAUACGACGUGUGUGAGUCUUGCUUCGAGACGUACUCGGGUGUGGCGAUGCCGCUGUCUGGGCAUGUACAGAGGAGCUCAAAAACACGCUCAGUUUUUUGCUGGGACCGAACGCGCCAGACCUGCUGCCAGGCAUGCACAGCAAUGCUCGACGCCCUGCCUCGCUCCUGGACGCGACGCCUCCAGCGGAGCGAAGCUCGCAGUGAGGCGCAGGUCUGA
Molecule: messenger RNA, 229 nt
Organism: Symbiodinium pilosum
Lineage: Eukaryota; Dinophyceae; Suessiales; Symbiodiniaceae
Source: the annotation of a GenBank genome assembly